This is a messenger RNA of Zea mays, 1425 nucleotides long. RefSeq lists its product as uncharacterized. The record is from RefSeq and is a predicted model, not a curated record. Lineage: Eukaryota; Viridiplantae; Streptophyta; Magnoliopsida; Poales; Poaceae. Bases 611 to 1252 code for a protein of 213 amino acids. The transcript is spliced from 4 exons.
UAUUUGGGGUAGUAUUGCUAUUCAACAUUUUUCUUAGCCAUUGCUUUAUUGUUGGAAAGCAAGCGUUGCUAUUCGAUACCUCCUUUUCUACCCCAAUCCAAUAAAUAAACGACAGUAAGCAAACCCUUUAUUCAGACUAAUCUAAACCGUCGAAGACGACCGGACGGGUCGCAUAGCUCGUGGGCCACGACGCAAACCCGCCACGUCCCCUCAAGCUGCGGGUCGUGAACGAAAUGGCUGGUUCACAGGCACCCGUGCAGCGCCGGUGAGGCUGCAGCCCGCAGCCGCAGGUGCAGGUGCCGAUCAGAUAGCGUGGCGCCAAACCACUGCCGUCCAACUGAACCAGUGGACAGGAGCCACCCCUGCACGGCUGCACUAGACUACACGAGGGACCCCCGUCCGGUCUGGCCGUCUCCGGUAAAACCAGCCGCCUCAUCCUCUAGCCGAUCUCCUUUUUUGUCGCCUCCGUGCGUGCCCCGGGGGCCUUGAUCGCGCGCACCGGUCAGCUCAGCCCGUCUGAUUCGCGUGCUGCCAGCCCUCCGCCGAUCGUGAAACACAACCGUCGGUGGUUUGCUUGCUUGAUCGCUGAUCCUCGCGGACGCUCACGGUCAUGGCGCCUCAGCCUUUGCGCGCUCCGAGGCUGAGCGCCCCCGCUGGCCACGCGGCGUGCAGGUGCUCGGCCGCGCCGCUAUUCGGGAAGCGGGCGCCCCCCGUCGUCGCGUUCCCCCGCGCCCGUAGCGGCGGCGCCGUCGCCUCGUGCUCGGCCGUGCAGGAGUCGUCCACCUCCACCACUGUUAGCAAGAAGAAGGAUGCCGCGGACGGGGCCAAGGAGGCCACAGCGGAGGCGGCGAAGCCGGCCGCGGCCGCCAAGCCAAAGAAGGCCGCGGCGCUGCCGCUGCCGGAGAUGAUGCAGCAGGAGAUCAUCCCACCGCUGAAGGAUGCCUUGGAGGCGGAGGACGACGUGUCCCAGGUGCAGCUCGCCUUCCAAAACAACACGCUGGAGGGAUCCUUCAUAAAGAACGACGUCCCUUAUUAUUUUUGGGCCUUCUUUCCAAAAGGAGACCUCACAGGACCGAAGGGCUUUGCGCUAUCGUCCUACAGCAACGAAGUGAGCACCAUCGAGCCGUUCCUGAUCGAUGAGAAGAGGAUAACGGCCAAGUACGUGGUGUUCUGGGUCUACAAGAGGCUGGCUGGGCAAGGCAUCCUUCCGGUCUGGAAGGAAGAGGAGGGGGAGGAGGAGGCCGCGAAGUAGUAGGUUGCGCAGGCGCAUACGCAUACACAUACACACACACAGGGUGCUGCCGUGAACAUACACAUGUAACGCUGUAAAGUUCAUCUGCUAGUAAAAGUUCAUCUGCUGUGAACAUACACAUGUAACACAGAUACUUCAGUUUCAGCAGUUAAAAACCUACCGUCGUUAUUCUU